Molecule: messenger RNA, 353 nt
Organism: Gaeumannomyces tritici R3-111a-1
Lineage: Eukaryota; Fungi; Ascomycota; Sordariomycetes; Magnaporthales; Magnaporthaceae
Exons: 1
Source: RefSeq, a predicted model, not a curated record
AUGCGUCUCAACGCCUUCCGCCUGCUGGCCUUUGUCGCCGUCGGGGCCAUCCCGUCGAUGGCCCUGCCGCUCGACCGGCCGUCUUUCGAUCUUGUCGCGCGGGACUUCCUGGCCCCCGGCCUCGCCGAGGCGCUCGCCGUCGCCAAGCGGGCCGAGGUGGUCGACGAAGCGGGCGCGCUGUACCCGCUGCCCCUGCCGCCCGGAAAAACCUCUGCGGAUAUGAACAAGCCCAAGCAGCCCAAUUACAUGAAGGACACCGUCAGCUCCAAGAACAAGAAGACCACCAAGAAGGGCAAACGCUCCGACGAGGUUGAGGAGGCGGGCGCGCUGUACCCGCUGCCCCUGCCGCCCGG